GAAUUUUUGUGAAAGAGUUACGAAAGACCAAAGAGCGUUGCUUGUGGCCAGUAGGAGUUACACGCGCGUACUCACAGACGUUAUGUGCAAUCAAUGAAACUUAAAAUUUUAUUUUCAAUUAAAAAUAUUAAGUGUACAUAAUCAGCUAGCUGUGUAACAGUUAUGACAUAUUAGUUUUUUAGUUAUUAAAAAACAAUUGUGUGUUACGAUGGAGUGUCUGAAGAAGUUGGUAUACUUAGUGAUGCUGUUGGCCGUCUGUGACGGCAGCUCUGAGGAAAUAAAUGAGACUUCGGUCGGGAGUUUCCCACCGUUGUACGCUUUGGAGGACUGGAAGCUGUGUCAGAACCCUGGAGACGUGUAUUGUAUUGUGGAUGCUCUGCUCGUCUCCACGAACUCUUCGCCGCUGCUGCAACAGAUACAGGAAUAUUCAUCGAGAACGCUCAAGCACUUCAACAGGACAGUUGUCCAUCGUGGGGUGUGUGUGACGAAAUGCGGGGGCCAGGGUCCUGAUACGUGGAAUGUGGCCGCUGAGGGAUGUAUCAACACCAGCUUGGAGGAGUAUGGACUUGAGGCGGACGUCCAGGACGUGGGCUGGUGUCGCAACAACCAGCCUACCCCCAUGAGUACGUCGGCCCGAGUGUUCGUCAUAGUGUGUGCGACGUUGCUGGCUAUGACAUUAAUAGCAACGGGACUACACGCUUUGGAAUAUAGAUUUGGGAAAUUCUUUGGUAAUAAAUACAUCUUGGCUUUUUCAUUAAAGCGAAAUUGGAAAAUGCUUAUAUAUGAUGACAAACAACGAAACAGAAACGAGCGCACGGAGGACUUGAGUUGCAUCGAUGGUAUUAGGUUUAUCGGAACACUCAGCGUCGUUCUGACUCACGUCACAAUUAUUCACGUGUUUGCUUUCAUCGACAAUCCGGAUUUUAUUGAAAAUUUAUAUGAACAUGUGAGUACUAAGUCAGCCUUCAACACGCCACUUUGGAUCCAAGCCUUCAUAUCGAUAUCCGGAUUCCUCUCCGCGUACUAUCUCCUCAUUUACACUGAGAAACACUCCUUCACUUGGAAAAAAUGUGUAGUAUCUGUUUUACAUCGAUACAUCAGAUUAACUCCCGUGUCGUUAUUCACUCUAUGGUUCACGAUAUCGUGGUUACCUCGCCUGGGUUCAGGUCCUCAGUGGUCGUGGCUGGUGGAGCAGGAAGCCCAGUACUGCACCGAGCGUGGAUGGUACCACGCGCUUUACAUUCACAACUACCUCACUCUUGGAAAGUUGUGCAUGGGGCAUACGUGGUACUUGGCGGUAGACAUGCAGCUUCAUGUACUCGGUUCAUUUCUUCUUCUGAUUCUUAUGAGAUGGAGGAAGGCCGUCAUUCCUGUGCUGGCUACCAUAGUGAUUGCAUCAAUGGCUGUUACAGGAUUGCUCGUCUACUUCUUAAAUCUAACUCCUAUAAUAAGCGCUCAAUCUCCUGAGACUGUUCGCAACAUGUUUAAAGGUUCAGCGAUAAUGCCUACGAUAUAUUUGCCUGUGUGGGUGCAUUUUGCCGGCUAUGCUUUAGGCAUUGCUACUGCCUAUAUACAUUACAAUGAUCAAAAUAAUGGAUACAAGCUCAGGGAUAGUAAGUGGUUUUCAGCUAUCUUUCACACGUCCUUGUUGCUGGCCGCAGCUGUCAGCGUCGCUGGUGUGCCAUUCCUCUCAGAUUCUCCUCCUCCAAGCUGGGUGACUGCUCUAUAUGCCUCCGUUGAUAAAAUACUGGUGGCGCUCUUCUUUAAUGUGUUUUUAUUGGGGUGCUUGAGUCGUUGUAAAUCGGUGUUCCGCGACCUGUUGUCGUGGCGAGGCUGGUACUCCCCCGGCAGGUUGUCAUACUCCGUCUUCAUCAUACACUUCGUCAUCAUGAGGUUCACCAUCGCCAACAACCCUCAGAUUAUUCAUAUCACCGGUUAUUCCUCUUUAUCUUUAUUAAUAGUUGGAACAGUGCUGUCAUAUCUUAUAUCUGUUCCGGUAUUUUUGGUGAUAGAGAUGCCCUUUAUUCAGCUCUGGAAGGCUGUCAUGGGUCUCGAUGGUCCCAAAAAAGAUGCACAGGCACAAGAAACACAGAAUAAGAUUGAUCUCGUGAUGAACGGGAGCAGGAGAAGUGGACAGAAUGUUGUUUGAAAAAGUAGGUUAUAGUCAUUUGUUAUAGUAAACUCUGGUAGAUCAUGUUCACAAUUUAUUGUAUGAGUGAAUGAAAUUAAGUUCUCAAUUUUAACGAGCUAUUGUUACAACUUAGAUGACCGUUAAAAUUACUUUUAAUGCUUUCGUAAAAAAAAAUAUAAUUACUAUUUUAGUCAUUUGUUAAACCACGUAAGAAAUAGUAUUAAAAGGAAAUGAGAUAACAAAAUUGAAAUUAUAUAAAAUUACAACUUAGGUAGUAUAAGUUUACAAUAGAAUUACGAAAUGUUUUGCGUUUUUUGCGUUGAUCUUAAAGAUAUUUUCUACAAGUUGAGAUUAGAUGUGAUUCGGUCGUAAUUAUUGUCUAUUAAUAAAGUUUUCGUCGUAGAUUUUUUAACCCUGUGUUAUUAAUCUUUUAUAUAUAGAUUUUUAACUUUUUCCAAGGACUUCUAAAAAGAUAACUAUAUUUCCUUACUGCAUGAAGCAACGUUUUGUUUGUCUUCCAUAUCGGCAUUUCAGCAUUUCAUUUGAUUCAUAUGAUUGUUUACUCCGAUUAGGAAUUUCUUUAAGGUUAUUAGAGGCAGUAGUGGUAGAAUUUAUGUUGAUAGUACUAAGUUAAUAUAUAUAUAAUAGGAUAUUAGUAAAAUAUUGAAUUGUUUUAAACAAAUAUAUUUGUACUGAAAACAUAAAA
Danaus plexippus (monarch butterfly) is the source of this 2837-nucleotide messenger RNA. Its product is annotated as nose resistant to fluoxetine protein 6-like. The record is from RefSeq and is a predicted model, not a curated record. Lineage: Eukaryota; Metazoa; Arthropoda; Insecta; Lepidoptera; Nymphalidae. Gene Ontology annotation, molecular function: acyltransferase activity, transferring groups other than amino-acyl groups. The transcript is spliced from 13 exons. The coding region runs from base 209 to 2149 and encodes 646 amino acids.